Messenger RNA from Peromyscus leucopus (white-footed mouse), 4513 nucleotides. Its product is annotated as protein SCAF11-like. Gene Ontology annotation, molecular function: RNA binding. Gene Ontology annotation, biological process: spliceosomal complex assembly. The record is from RefSeq and is a predicted model, not a curated record. Lineage: Eukaryota; Metazoa; Chordata; Mammalia; Rodentia; Cricetidae.
GCGCUGGCUCGGUCAACGGAGUGACGCCUGGACCUCGGCCUGAGGAAACUCCUUCACAAGGAGAAAUGAAGAAGAAAUCGGUGUAUAAUCAGAAUGUGGGUGAUCAGGAGUGUGAAGAUAUGGAAGGUGAAGAAAACAGAAAUAAUGCUGGUACCUCUGGCCUAUUGUACAGUGAAGCAGACAGAUGUCCAAUAUGUCUUAGUUGCCUCUUAGGAAAGGAAGUUGGUUUUCCAGAAAGUUGCAAUCAUGUCUUCUGUAUGACCUGUAUUCUUAAAUGGGCAGAGAUACUGGCUUCUUGUCCAAUUGACCGGAAACCUUUUCAGGCCAUUUUUGAACUCAGUGUAUUUGAAGAUUGUGCUAAGAUUCAAGUAAAAAGACAAUUGAGAGAAAUAAAAGACAAGGAAAACGAAAGGUCUUUUAAGAAACAACUCUUUUAUCAUGAAAGUUCCAAAAGCGAUAAAAGAAUCUUUUCAAACAAUAAAAUGGGUGAGAAGAAAAACGCUACAGUAAAGACAAAUAAGGUUCGAAGAUCAAAUCAAUGUACAGAUCCUUGUAUCGGACAUUUCGUGUCCAGUUUGUUUUCAUGCGGCAGCCAUAAUGUGGGACCUCAAACCUAUAGAGCUACUGAAUCUGUAGAAGUCAGUGAAAUCAGUGCAUUGAUUAGGCAAAAACGACAGGAAUUGGAGUUGUCAUGGUUUCCUAAUACAUUACCUGGAAUUGGAAGAGUUGGUUUUGUACCUUGGAGUCCUGAGACAGAAGUCCUUCCAUUGAUUGCCUCUGUGUUGCCAAGGACUAUUUUUUCAGCAAGUACCAUGUCAUUAGAAAAUUUUGGUACUUCUCAUAAGGGAUGUGCAUUAGCACACACCCAAGGAGGAGGAGAAAAGAAGCAAACUUCGGGCACAUCCACUACCAGAGGAUCAAGACGAAAACCUGCAACAUCUGUUCCUACAAGGAGGUCCACACGAAACACAAGAGCAGAGACAGUCAGCCAGCCCCAGAAGUCCCCAGUGUCAAAUAAUUCUGAGUGGGAUGCCCCAGGGAACAGUAAUUCCUCUGUAAGUAUUUCCCCUCCAGCUGAAUCAGAAAAGCAAACAAGACAGGCUCCAAAACGGAAGGCCAUAAGGAGAGGACAAAAGCCACCUUCAUUGAAAAAGAAACUUCGGAAAUCUGUCCCUCCCCCUGAAAAAACAACAUCUAGUGAUUCCGUAGAGGAAGAAACAGUGGACUCUGACACACCGCCCAUGGUGCAGAAAGAGCAGCAAUCAGGAGUAGAAAGUAGUAGCAUUUCUUCUGUUCUGACAGAUGGGGAAAAUCAUUUGGUUAAUUGCUUGAAAAGCUGCAGUGAAGAAACAGAAGAAAAUGAACAAACCACGAAUCAUGAGCUAGAGGAAGAAGUAGAAUUUUUAUGUUCUGAAUCUUGCAGUCAGGAUCCUCCUGUGCUUGUUGGAGAGGAUACAGGUGUAGAGGCUAAGGAGUUGUGUGUAGACCAUGAGAUUGCUACAGAUACUCCUGUAAAAGGAAGUGAUCCGAUAGAACAUCAAGAGUAGGCGCCUGGAAGUUCAGAGUCAGAGGUCCUGGCACCUGUGUGUACAGAGAGUCCUCCUGAUGGUGUUUGUACGUGUCCAGCCUCUGACAUUGAAGGACCUCAGCCAGUGUCCAGUCCUCUGGGUGAAGUAUCUGAAAAUUCAGAGUCAGUGGUUAAUGAUGAAAAAAUAGAGGAGAGUCUUGUAGUAGAAAGCAACGAUUUGAAAGAUCCUUCAGUAAACAUAGAAGCAUCUGUAGAGAGCCCCAAAUUGGAAUCUUCUGAGGGUGAAAUUGCACACACACUGGACAGACACUGUGUUGCCAGCUCAGACACCGAAUUGCCUGAGCAUGUUCAAACUGAAAAUACAGAAAUAAUUCCAAUACGUGACAGUUCAGAAAAUGAAAGUUCCGGUGCUAUUCAAGAUUGUGAAGAUAAUUUAUUGAAGCAUAAUCUUGAUGACACCCAAUUGGACAAAUCUUUAGAGGAAAAGACAGAAUCUCUGAUUGAACAUCCCCUACCUAUAGAGUUACCUAACACAGAAGUUGAACAGAGUGAGAAACAUUUUAGUGAAGAUAAUAAUGAAACAGUACCUAUGGAGUGCGAUUCAUUUUGUAGUGACCAGAAUGAGUCUGAAAUGGAAUCAACUGUAAAUACUGAUUCUAAACAAUUGAAUGAAAAUUCUGUGACCCCCAGUUCUGAAAAUAAGCUGUCUUCUGAUCCUACAAUUGAGAAGGUUGAAACCGUAGCUCAACCACCUGAAAGCCUAGUGGAUACAGCCCCAAAGCCUCGUACUCGGAGAUCUAGAUUUCAUUCUCCAUCUACAACUUGGUCUCCUAACAAAGACACUGCACAAGAAAAGAGGCGGGCUCAGUCUCCAUCUCCAAAAAGAGAGACUGCAGUAGAAAGCAAGACUUCUCAGUCACCAUCACCCAAGAGAGAGUCUGCCAGAGGACGGAGAAAAUCUCGUUCUCUCUCACCAAAAAAGGAUGUGACAAGAGAGCGGGGGCAGUCUCGGUCUCCAAAGAGAGAGAGUGCUCGGGAAGCCAAAAGAUCGGAGUCAGUGUCCCCGAGAAGAGAUGCUCCUAGAGAGAACCAGAGAUCCCAAUCCAGAGCAAAAGAUUCUUCCUCAAGAGAAAAAUCUGGUAGGUCCCGGAGCAGAGAAAGAGAAAGUGAUAGAGAUGGGCAGAGGAGAGAUCGAGAUCGAGAGAGGAGAGCCAGAAGAUGGUCAAGGUCCAGAUCUCGCUCUCGAUCACCAUCAAGAUUGAGAACAAAAAGUAAGAGUUCAUCAUUUGGAAGAAAUGAAAGAGACAGUUACUCUCCUCGGUGGAAGGAAAGAUACAAUGAUGGUUGGAGGUGUCCUCGAGGAAAUGACCGCUACCGAAGGAAUGACUCAGAGAAACAGAAUGAAAAUACAAGAAAAGAAAAGAAUGACAUCAUUGCAGAUGCUAAUGAUCCAAAUUCCACAGAUAAGCAUAGAAAUGACUGUCCCAGUUGGGUAACGGAAAAAAUAAACUCUGGGCCAGAUCCAAGGACCAGAAAUCCUGAAAAGUUAAAAGAUUCCCACUGGGAAGAAAAUAGGAACGAAAAUUCAGGGAAUUCUUGGAGUAAAAACUUUGGCCCAGGCUGGAUGUCCAGCCGUGGUCGAGGUGGCCGAGGGAAAGGUACCUACAGAGGUAAUUUUGCCUAUAGUGACCAGAACGAGAACAGGUGGCAAAGCCGUACACCCCUCUCAGGGAGUGACUCCUUCAAGUCUGUGGAGCAGCAGCCAUCUAAGCGGAAAAGUGAGCAAGAUGUCUCUUUUGGUACGCCUGCAGACAGGUCGGGGUGGACGUCUGCGUCCAGUUGGGCAGUAAGAAAGACUCUGCCAGCAGAUGUACAGAACUAUUACUCUCGGCGUGGGAGGAAUUCUGCAGGUCCACAGUCUGGGUGGAUGAGACAAGAGGAGGAAACACCUGAACCGGAUGCUAACUUAAAAGACCAAACAAACCAAGUUGAUGGUUCUCAGCUACCUGUAAAUAUGAUGCAGCCACACAUGAACGUAAUUCCACCCCCAAUGAAUGCACAGCAUCAGCCUAUGAAUAUCUUCCCGUACCCAGUGGGUGUUCAUGCCCCUUUAAUGAAUAUGCAGCGUAACCCAUUCACCAUGCACCCUCAGCUGCCCCUGCAUCUCCACACAGGAGUGCCUCUCAUGCAGGUAGCUGCCCCUGCCAGUGUACCUCAGGGACUGCCACCACCACCCCCUCCUCCACCAUCCCAGCAGGUCAGCUAUGUGGCUUCACAACCAGAUGGAAAACAAGUACAGGGCCUUCCCAGUGCUUCUCAUGUAAGUAAAAACAUGGCUACACAAGUCUUGCCUGCUCCAUCAGCAGCCCCAGGAAACACAGGAUCAGUUCAGGGACCAAGUUCUGGUAAUACUUCGUCAUCAAGUCACGUCCAAGCCUCUAAUGCUGCUGUAAAAUUGGCAGAAAGCAAAGUAAGUGUUCCAGUGGAAGCCAGCGCAGAUAGCUCGAAGACAGACAAGAAAUUGCAAAUUCAAGAGAAAGUGGCACAGGAGGUGAAAUUGGCUAUUAAGCCGUUUUACCAAAAUAAAGACAUCACCAAGGAAGAGUACAAGGAGAUCGUGCGGAAAGCCGUGGACAAAGUUUGCCAUAGUAAGAGUGGAGAAGUCAAUUCUACUAAAGUGGCAAAUCUGGUUAAAGCCUAUGUAGACAAGUACAAAUACUCACGGAAGGGGAGCCAGAAGAAAGCUCUGGAAGAACCCAUGUCUACCGAGAAAAACAUAGGCUGACAUGGAGAGCGCUGUAAAGGACACUGUCGAUAUCUGCCAAGUGCAAUUCAACGUGUACGCAACUGUGAUCGAAAUCUGGUUUUGAUAAAAUUAUUUUUUUUAUUGUAGGAUAUAAUGUUUUGUUCUAAAUAUAGCUGUGCACUGCAACUUCUAUAUCUAACCCCCAACCCCAAUAAAACAAAUUCAAGGGAAAAAAAAAA